AAGAGCUUCAGGUACCUGAGUAAACUCAAAAUACACCAACGCAUUCACACUGGAGAAAGACCAUAUCAGUGCUCACAGUGUGGGAAGAGCCUUAGUUCCCAGAGUAAACUCAAAAUACACCAGCGCAUUCACACUGGAGAGAGACCGUAUCAGUGCUCACAGUGUGGAAAGAGUUUUAAUCAACAGUGUGCUCUCAAAAGACACCAGCGCAUUCACACUGGAAAUAAUUUGUAUCAGUGCUUACAGUGUGAGAAGAGUUUUAGUCUUCAGAGUGAUCUCAAGGAACACCAGCGCGUUCACACUGGAGUGAAACUACAUCAGUGCUCACAAUGUGGAAAGAGCCUUAGUUCCCAGAGUAAACUCAAAAAACACCAGCGCAUUCACACUGGAGAGAGACCGUAUCAGUGCUCACAGUGUGGAAAGAGUUUUAAUACACAGGGUUAUCUGAAAAAACACCAGCUCAUUCACACUGGAGAGAAACCGUAUCAGUGCUCACAGUGUGGGAAGAGUUUUAAUUGUCAGAGUAAUCUGAGAAAACACCAGCGCUUUCACACUGGAGAGAGAACGUAUCACUGCUCACAGUGUGAAAAGAGUUUUAUUUGUCAGAGUUAUCUCAAAGAACACCAGCACAUUCACACUGGACAGAAACCAUAUUUUUGCUCACAGUGUGGGAAGAGUUUUAUUACACAGAGUAAACUUGAAAAACACCAACGCAUUCACACUGGAGAGAAACCGUAUCAGUGCUCUCUGUGUGGAAAAAGUUUUAAUAAUUUGAGUGCUCUCAAAACACACCAGCGCAUUCACACUGGAGUGAAACCGUAUCAGUGCUCACAGUGUGGAAAGAGUUUUAAUCAAAAGGGUUCUCUCAAAACACACCAGCGCAUUCACACUGGAGUGAAACCGUAUCAGUGCUCACAGUGUGAUAAAAGUUUUAGUCAACAGAGUAAUCUUAAAACACACCAGCGCAUUCACGCUUAAGUUAAACCGUAUCAGUGUUCACACUGCUAAACCUAGUUGUCUCACAAAAUAAACUUAUCUGAUUGUCAAGUCAAGUCAACUUUAUUUAUA
Molecule: messenger RNA, 1068 nt
Organism: Trichomycterus rosablanca
Lineage: Eukaryota; Metazoa; Chordata; Actinopteri; Siluriformes; Trichomycteridae
Product: zinc finger protein 271-like
Exons: 1
Source: RefSeq, a predicted model, not a curated record